CCAAAUUUUCCAUAUAUAUGAUUGUGUGUGUGUUUUUGAAUACAUAAAAGAGACGUUGUUUUCUUAGCGUGUUUUUGUACGCUUGUUGACUUCAGGGCUUGCUUGCUUGCGUUUAUGCCAAAACCGGUUUAUUUGCGUCAUGUGUCACUACUUGGUUAUUCAGUGAAAGGAGCGGUCUCAAAAAUUGUCUGCCAAGAAGUUUUAGAUUCUUUGCUGGUAAGACGUUUCACAUUCUUUACAAUUGUUUUGGAUGAGGACUUGUGUGUCUUGUGCCCUCACUAUAUCAAUCUUACAGGAAUCUACAAAGACCAGCAGACAGGAGUAACAACUUGUGAAGCCAUUACUGUAGCGAAACUGUACUCCAUUCUGUGUUGUUUUCCCGUAUGUUUCAAUUGGAAACAUACAUACAAGUUCCGCUGUAGAACCGUAGUAAACCGCCAUAUUUUCAAACUUGCCGACAUCUACCUACCUACCAAAUAUUAUGAACAUCCAUUCACAGAUUCUCGAGUUAUACUCUUGAUUGACACAUGCAUCUACAGCCACUCCACCAAAACAAAACCGUCUGGAGGAGGUUAAUAGUUUUGAUUGGAUGAAAAAUUAGACGGACAUAAUCAAGUCUUCUAGCAGCUCUCCCAUUGGUCAGAUCCAUCUGGCCAAUCAACCGCCGACAGUGAGAGAUUGUGUAAGACACACGUGUCAAGCUAGUUGGUGAAAAAUGCACUUUUGUAAAGCACUUUUAUUUCUGAAUCUCAGAAUCGCGCUUAUCAUCACUCUUUUAUUUGGGUGUGUCGCCUACCUGUAUGCCUUGUCGACUAUUCAACACAUGGGACCAGCUGCAGUAAAAUUGACACGUAACGUUCAAGGUACGGAAAUCGGUAAGUACAGUACAGUAACGCCCCUAGCAACUCAAAGACGAACUGCAGUUAUAAUCGUCACUCAAAUGAGGAGUGGUUUCACGUUCGUUGGUGAAAUAUUUAAUCAGCACCCAAAUGCCUUCUACAUAUUUGAGCCGCUUUGGGCCCUCGAAAACCACAAGAACAAAACCUACAACAAUCCAGGCAUGCAGCUAGAGCUUUUGAGAGGAGUUUCUGGCUGUAGAUUUGAGCAAAUAAAGGACGUUAUGAAAUUUUAUCUCACCACGAAAGGUUUAGGGGUGAUGACAACAUGCCAUGCAGUCGACAAAAUGUGCGACGGUUUCAGAGACAAAAGUGCGAACGCCACCUGGCCAAAAAGAUGUCCGAUUCCAGAAAAUACACUUCCAACCGUUUUGCAAUCAACUUGCGAAGGAAAACAGUUCACAGCGAUUAAGACGAUCCGAUUGGACGAUAUAAAACUACUCCAGCCAAUGGCAGAAGAGGACGAUUUGAAUUUGAAAAUAAUUCAGUUGGUGAGAGACCCGCGAGCCGUUAUUGCGUCACGCCUCAAUCUCAGCAAAAAGAACGUUUCCGUUAUGACUGUUCUUCACGACAAGGUCAACAAGGCAGAAGUGCAGGAGCUCUGUGAUUGGAUGAUUAGAAACGCGGAACUUUACAGAAACAAAGCUGAUUGGCUAAGCGGACGCUUCGCCGUAAUUCGAUACGAGGAUGUCGGAAUGGAACCAAUACAUUCUAUGGAGAAACUGUAUAAAUUUAUCGGCGUUUCUCCAAAAACAGAAGUCUCUAAAUGGCUAGAAAAUCACAUUCAUGCAGCGAAGAGAAGAAAAGACAGAGAAAAUCCGUUCGGAACAAAAAAAGAUCCUAUGAAAACGUCCAACGAGUGGAGAACCAGACUUAGUAUUCGUCAAGUAAACACCAUUCAGUCCGUUUGUAAGAAGGCCAUGGAGUUAUUCCAUUAUCAAAUAGUUGAGACAAAAGAAGAGCUGAGAAAUACCUCUCUUAACCUUUACGGUAAACGGUAUUCUAUUAUUCCCUAAGGCAUAAGGAAGAAAAUGUCGUGUUUUCGGUUCUAAAAAAUCGUGGUCCAACACUAGUUUCAAAAAUGCCUCCGUCCUUGGAGCGUCGCCAAAAAUAUAGGCAUUUUCGUCUGAUGGUAGCACAUGUAUGACUUAUAUUUUUCACGAAAUCUAUGUACUGAAAUUAAUCCAUAACUUGAAACUUUCAGUAUUUUCUCUACUGUAAUUCUUAUUCGUAACUUGUAUUCCAUAUCACAUUAUAUUCCAUAACCUUUGUGUAAUAGCUCUUGCUCAUGAUAAAAGAGUAAAAUGUAUUAGACAUUGCUUCCCAAAUACAUUUGUUGUGGUAUUGAAAGUCUGUUUGCGAUUGUUUGCGAAAGGGUCCUCGCAAAUCAUUGUACAUAGGUUUGUAGUUCAGCGGUAAAACUACCAUAUUUCCAAUAGAAUUAUCUUGUAUCUAAUUUUGGUGCCGAAACUGAGGAAUGUGAUAUUCCGGGGGCGGCCAUUUUGUUUUUAGAGGUCACGUAUUUUACCCGUGUGUCAGACGUCAGUGUGACGGGAAGGGAAAACUGGCGAAAAAUUCGCAAAGUUUGAUACCACAAAAAUUUGUCUCAAGCUAGCGCGACCCAGUAUAGAUACUCACUCACUUAUUUAUGUUUUUUUGCUUGUUUUCGUACAACUACAUGCUAAAAUACCCCAAGGCAAAAAAGGAGUGUAGUCUGAUUGUGCAUUGAAAGGCUGUGUUGUUUGUGAUCGCCCAUAUGUAAAAUACUUCUGUAAGUCAAACACAUAAAACUUAUACCCGUGUGUCCUGCAUGUUUAUUAUUGUUUCUGAAAUUCUGGUCGUCUAUGUCUCCUUUUUGUA
This is a messenger RNA of Branchiostoma floridae (Florida lancelet), 2756 nucleotides long. RefSeq names its product carbohydrate sulfotransferase 3-like. The transcript has 2 exons. Gene Ontology annotation, biological process: sulfur compound metabolic process; N-acetylglucosamine metabolic process. The record is from RefSeq and is a predicted model, not a curated record. The coding region runs from base 716 to 1912 and encodes 398 amino acids. Lineage: Eukaryota; Metazoa; Chordata; Leptocardii; Amphioxiformes; Branchiostomatidae. Gene Ontology annotation, molecular function: N-acetylglucosamine 6-O-sulfotransferase activity.